CGCCACAUUUAAUUGACCAAUCCUGUGUCCCGUACGGAUAUGUAAACAGGAAAGGUAUACUGUGGAUGUAUUUUAUGACGCAGUACGACAGAUGUGGUACAUACCUUACCUCGUCUACUGAGGAAUCCAUUUACCACAAUGAAGUGACAAUUCCACAUGCUAUUGAUGUAGCUUCUGGCACCUACCGCGAAAACAGUAAGAAGAUUGCCGUUCGAUGUCGCUUCGAGAAUACCGCCGAAUUAUCAUUAAGCUUCAUUGCGCACGAAGUGGUGAAAGGUUCCAGCCAGGAAAGUUCUGGCAAUCUUACGUUUCAACUGCAAUUGUACACGGAUGAAAAUUUUACACAACCAAUACCGAGAUGGAGUUAUCCAGUUACGUUAGAUAUUGGCACCAGGGUAUAUGUUGGUGCUAAAGUUGAAACGUUCUCGACAGAGAUGACACUUUUUAUCGAUUCCUGCAUUGCAUCACCAACACAAGAAGCAGAUACAGAGCCAAAUGUUAAGUUAAUUGAUCAGCGGUGUCCAAAGGACGAUCCAUCGUUAAUUUUUCAUUCCCUGGGAGUGGCCGGUGAAUCAGCAAAAAAUGUGUUGUUUUCGUUCGAUACCCUUGGAUUCGUUGGAUACAGUUCGACGGUAUUUCUGCACUGCAACAUGUCAAUAUGUAAUUCUACUGACUGGCGAUGCUCGUCUUAUUGUAACCAGCGUAUGAAACGAAGUGUUGAUAACACGGAACUGAAACAGGACACAUAUCCGGUCAUGCUAGGUCCAAUAAUACUUAAACAUAAUGAUGACGUGUCUUUCGGUCAAAUAGAUAAAUCGGCCAAGAAGACGAGCACGGGAGGAAACGUCAUGAUGUUAGUUGGUGUGAUGACGUUUUUAGUGGGAUGUGUGUCGUUGGCACGAAGCGUCAAAAACCGUAAAAGUAGCUUAGGGUACAAACCACUGAUUGGCGGCGAGCAAGACAUUGAAAAUGUUUCCCCUUAUGCCUAGCUAGGCUAUAUGUUCGCUCCCGACAGACCUAAUCUGUUCUCACUACUGUUUUAACAACUUUAACUCUUAAUAAGUAAUUAUUUGCCCAAUUUUUCUCACUUUAGUUUUUACUUUAUCGUUUAGUUUUGUAUUUGAUUAUUAAUUAGUAAAUGCACCUAAUUUUUUGUUUUUGUUUUUUUCCUCAUGUAGGCUUAGUUAUUACCGAAAGGUCUACUGAUUAAUCUCGGAUAGUGUAGUCAAAGUUGUUUAAGUUAAUAUAGAUGUUUUGAUUAAUUUUGUUGAAUAUUUUCGGAAGUCACAGUUUCUUCUGUUGAUUGUGGGGUUUCCCACUUUAAUUGCUUCUGCGUGUGUCAAUAAUUAACUUAAUUAAUGUACAGUGGAUACAGCAAAUUGUGUUUAUCUUUUUUUUUUGUGCUUUUGAUCGCCAUGUUCUUUUUUGUUGUUCUAUGGAUUUAAAAUUCUGAAAUAAAAGAUGAAUGAAUGGGUAUAAUGCAUAGGCGUACUCCAAGUAUCGAAAUGCACACCAUCGAUAUAAUUAAUGUCGAAAUAUUGCGUGCAUUUCGAUGCUUAGAGUAUGUAUUAUACCUGUACUAUCUUACCUAGUUAUUAGUUUUUGGUUUUGCUCUGGCCUAGU
Molecule: messenger RNA, 1623 nt
Organism: Anneissia japonica
Lineage: Eukaryota; Metazoa; Echinodermata; Crinoidea; Comatulida; Comatulidae
Product: ZP domain-containing protein-like
Exons: 5
Coding region: 66-989 (307 amino acids)
Source: RefSeq, a predicted model, not a curated record